AUAUGUAUAUUAUUAGAUGGAUGUUGGUAUAUAAGGAAAUCAGAUGUACACGGUCAAGUCGGAAAUCUACAGCGAGACAAACUACCAACCAGAGCAGGAUGCUGAUGGCAAAAUUGUGUCAAAAUUUCGUUUUCGCUAUCCCGACGAGAAGCUACCUAACGGUAAAGCUAAAGUAGAUAGUGAUGGUGAUCUGGAGGUGAAACGUCCAAAGCGCGGUAUCAUAGAAAUUGAACAUUCUGAUGCAACGGAACUGAAGCUAGUUGGUCUCCAAGUUUGGCGUGGAGCGCUGCUCCUGGCAGAUUUUGUCUUCCACCAAAGGGAAGCAUGGAGCUCCAAGACAAUCCUGGAGCUAGGCGCUGGAGUUGGUUUGACCAGCAUUACAGCAGCUAUGAUGAACAAAGGGCAAGUCUACUGUACUGACGUCAAUCUCGGUUGCAUCCUCGAGCUGAUUCGCAAGAAUGUUCAACGAAAUAGACAGCUGCUGCAAAGCAAGAUCUCUGUGCUGGAAUAUGACUUUCUUGCUUCAAGAUCUCAGUUGAGCAAAGAACUGAUUGCAGCGAUCGAUGAUAGUGAUAUAAUCUUGGCAGCGGAUGUCGUCUAUGAUGACACACUCACCGACGCCUUCGUCGCUGUCAUGGAACACAUACUGGAGCGUGGAGAGAAGUCUGGCAGAGCUAAGUACAUCUACAUGGCCAUGGAAAAGCGUUACGUGUUCACUCUGGAGGAUUGUGAAUCUGUGGCGCCCAUGUAUGAGCACUUCCUGAGGCAGGUACUGAAGAAGCCUUGGCGCAUGGACGAGUUGCCCUUGGAUUUCCCACAAUAUUUUGAAUAUGAGCGAUGCCCGCAGUUGGUGCUGAUGCGCAUUAGCAGACGUUGAUACCUCUACUGUACAGUAAUCUCCCUAAAUGUGAACACACUUCAGCUUAUAAAUAAAACAGUUUGUUAGAUUUUAUUUUAGUUCUGCAUAGAGGACUGCAACAAAUAGAAAUAUUUUUGUAUAAUAUUAACAAUUUGCAUCGUAUGCAAGACCAUAAAUUCCCACA
This is a messenger RNA of Drosophila navojoa, 1043 nucleotides long. Its product is annotated as methyltransferase-like protein 22. Gene Ontology annotation, cellular component: nucleus. The record is from RefSeq and is a predicted model, not a curated record. Gene Ontology annotation, molecular function: protein methyltransferase activity. Lineage: Eukaryota; Metazoa; Arthropoda; Insecta; Diptera; Drosophilidae. Gene Ontology annotation, biological process: protein methylation.